CUCACAAACAUCCAGAGAGAAUUGCUGAUCACAAAAAUGGAGAUAUAGCUGUUGAUGAGUAUCAUCGCUAUAAGGAAGACGUAGGCAUCAUGAACAAAAUAGGUUUUAACGUUUAUCGAUUCUCAAUCGCUUGGUCUAGAAUUUUUCCAACUGGAAAGCUUUCUGGGGGUGUGAAUCAACAAGGAAUUGAUUACUACCAUAGUCUCAUCGAUGAACUGCAUGCAAAUAAGAUCAAACCUUAUGUCACACUAUUUCAUUGGGAUGUUCCUCAAGAUUUAGAAACCGAAUAUGGUGGCUUCUUGAAUAGUCAAAUUGUAGAUGAUUUUCGAGACUUUGCUGAGUUUUGUUUCAAGGAGUUUGGAGAAAAAGUGAAACAUUGGAUAACCUUAAAUGAACCAGUCAUGUUCACAUUCAAAAGCUAUGUAAUUGGAGAAUACGCACCCGGUAGAGGUGCAGAAUGGGAUCCAAGUCGCUAUCUUGCUGGUAAUUCUGGCACCGAACCAUACAUUGUUGGUCACAACCUAAUUCUUGCACACGCCGCGGCUGCCAAUCUUUACAAGAACAAAUAUAAGGAAGACCAAAAGGGCGAGAUUGGCAUCACAUUGACAUCAACAUGGUACGUACCAUAUUCAGAUUCUGAGGAAGACAACAAAGCUAGAGAUCGAGCUUAUGAUUUUUCACUUGGUUGGAUGUUGCAUCCACUCGUUUAUGGAGAUUAUCCGGUGAACAUGUUGGCUGUGGGGAAUAGAUUGCCCAAAUUCACAGACGAAGAACGCACUCUCAUCACAAACUCCUUUGAUUUUCUUGGAUUAAACUAUUACACAGCCAAUUAUGCAAAAGAUAAUCCCAAUGAUGUUCACCCUGAACCAAGCUAUUUGAAUGAUAUUCAUGCAACUCUUUCAACGGAUCGUGAUGGAGUCUCGAUUGGUCCAAAGGGAUGGUGUAAGGGUUGGUGGCUAUUUUGCAUGGUCAUUAUUGGACAAUUUUGA
This is a messenger RNA of Cucurbita pepo subsp. pepo (vegetable marrow), 989 nucleotides long. The record is from RefSeq and is a predicted model, not a curated record. Lineage: Eukaryota; Viridiplantae; Streptophyta; Magnoliopsida; Cucurbitales; Cucurbitaceae.